GGCCACUUCAGGACAAAAUCAUAAACCUCCUAUUCCAGUCUUUUCUACAGAUCUAGAAUAACCAUUCAAGAUGAGAUCCCAAACACUGGCUCUGCUUUUUGCACUAGUAUGCUGUGGUGAAGCCAUUCCAAAAUCCAUGAAAUAUUACAAAAAACACUCUCGUAUGUCAUCACCAAUGGGAGGCUCGAUGAUGGCGUCAGAACCCACCAUGGCUAUGCAGGACUCUAUUAUUCCGGCAUCCUCUAUGGGUAACAAUAUGGCUACCAAUGCAAUGGCAAACGCAAUGGCCAAUGCUAUGACGUCACCUUCCGCCGAGAUGACGGGAACAAUGAAUCCGGCCAAUGCCAUGAUGAGUGGCUCCACAACACCCCUCCUUAGAGACGCCGCUCAGCUAGCCAUGAUGACAGGUACAUCUAUGCCCAUGAUCACACAAAUGAUGACAACAUCACCCAUGAUGCGCACCGUACUGUCCAUGAUGUCAAAACUAGCAGAAAAUGUGAUGAAUUCCAGACGCAUGAUGUCAAUGAUGUCCCCAAUGAUGUCCACAGACCCUAUGAUGUCUUCAAGUCCUCUGAUGUCUAUGGCAUCCACUAAUCCCAUGAUGUCUGCUAUGUCAUCCACUAAUCCCAUGAUGUCUGCUAUGUCAUCCACCAACCCCAUGAUGUCUACUAGUCCAAUGAUGUCAAUGAUGAGCCCAAUGUCAGAAACCAUGUCUCCUUCCAUGAUGUCCAUGACAUCUAGUCCCAUGUCUCCUUCCAUGAUGAUGCCGUCCAGUUCAAUGAUGCAGGGCAAUUUCUUCACACCAAGUGCAAGACGAGCCAUGAACAAAUUCGGCUACAGUAAAUAUUACUAAGAUUCUGCUUAGUGUUGAAAUGAUAAUGUUUUGAUGUAUGAUUGUGAAUGAGAGAGUUAAAUUAUAUUGAUGAAUUUUUUAUUCGACAGUAUUUUAAUAAAAAUCGUGUUUGAAUG
Messenger RNA from Magallana angulata, 969 nucleotides. Its product is annotated as mucin-3A-like. The record is from RefSeq and is a predicted model, not a curated record. Lineage: Eukaryota; Metazoa; Mollusca; Bivalvia; Ostreida; Ostreidae. The transcript has 3 exons. The coding region runs from base 71 to 853 and encodes 260 amino acids.